Molecule: messenger RNA, 6158 nt
Organism: Argiope bruennichi
Lineage: Eukaryota; Metazoa; Arthropoda; Arachnida; Araneae; Araneidae
Gene: Hap40
Product: 40-kDa huntingtin-associated protein-like
Exons: 11
Coding region: 129-1076 (315 amino acids)
Biological process (GO): vesicle cytoskeletal trafficking
Cellular component (GO): early endosome
Molecular function (GO): protein binding
Source: RefSeq, a predicted model, not a curated record
AGUUUUGUUUACAUCAUUCGGUCACGGAAAUGAAACUUUUAAAAAAGAGGUUAAACUUUUAAAAUAUAGGUUAGGUUCUAAAAUUAAAACGCAUCAUAUUAUUUAAUUUUUAUUGUACAUCUUCAAAUAUGGAACUGUCUCCGAAUGAUUUUUUAACUCAAUAUAAAGCUAUUUCAUCAAAAUUAAAAAAACGCUUUCUACGGAAGCCUAAUAUUUCUGAAGCAAGUGCUCAGUUUGGAAUGCUUGCUAAAGAACUAGAAAAUCAAGAAUGUCCUCAUUAUUCUGCAUUUUGUUGCCUUGCUGUUGCUAGGUGUGAGCAUACUAUUGGAAAUCCUGUUUAUGAAUCUCAAAACUUACUUCAAGCUGCACGAUUAUUUUUAGAAGCUGAGCAGUUAAGUCAUGAACUGCUUUGUCCAACUUACAGUGAACAUCUGCAAGCUGCUCUGGAUGCAUAUCGAAAUUGUAUAAAAGUGUACCUUGAUAGUGAUCAACCUGCAUUAGCAGCUUCAUUGUAUCUUGAAGUUGGACAGUCACUUAGACAACUUGGAAGAAUUAACGAGUCAAUUCCCUUCUUUUUUAAAGCUGCUGAGCUUCAUAGGCCUUGUGCUUUAAGCUACAUAAGUGACAUAAAGCAAGUCAGUAAUUGUCGCAUUGUGACAGGCGAUUAUGAUGGGGCUUUAAGUGCAUUGACUGAAAUUCAAAGUAUUGCUGAAAAAGAAGGCUUGAAGGAAAAUGGUGAAAGGAUAGGAGCAUUUACAGAAGUUUUAAAUGAAGUAGAAGUGACGAGAUUUCUUUUACUACUAUUACUACAACCUCCCAAGUACAAAUUGAAUCCUGAGCAUGCUAAACUUCUUGAUCGAUAUGCGAAUAUGGAUAUUGAACCUGUUGACUAUAUAGAUGAAGACCUUUAUCUCUUGCUCCAGUCCUUAAUGAUUGCAGUUGAAGAACGAAAUGAAAGUGCAUUACUGCACCUAGAAAGAGAUAUAUGGCCUAAACUAAAUGCACAACAAAAUGACAUACUGAAUGAAAUAUUAAGAAAAUACAGAGACAAUACUCUUAUUUUACCAGUUGACUGAAUAAGACAACCAGUUAAUCUGUGUGCUUUUGAAAUGAGAUGAAAAUGUUUUAGAUACUUGAUAAUCUCGUGUCUGUGUGAAUCAAGAAAGUAAAUGUGUGAAGAAAAUCUGCAACUAUUGAAGGGAUUCAUAACAGUGAUUAUGAAUUUAAAUUUUAAGGUGACCAUGUAAUUUUGAGAUAUUGUAAAUAAUUGUUAUUAACCUAAUAUAGUUAAAAAUAAUUUAUUGAAGGAAUUUUAUUUAUGAUUGUUUUUGUUUGAACAUUUUAUGUAUAUCUUAUUUCUUCUUCAAUAGUAUGUUUGAUAGUCAAUAUAAUGGCAUGAUUAUGACCAAAGAUACUUAUUAAUGUCCAAGUAAUAUAUGGAGUGGCUGCUUGCUCCUUGCAAUUGCAGGCAGCAUUCCUCAUUUGUAUUCCAAAAUAUUCCUUACUUAUUUAUUUUGUAAUGGUGAUAUUUUUUUCAUGCUUAUUAAAUGUUCAUGAUCUUUAAAUGUAUAUUAAACCAUUUAUUAAUAAAGUUCAGUAACCAUAAUUAAAACAUAAAAGCUUAUGAACAUGAUAAUGUUAUUAAGCUGUAUAGUUUCUGUUAAUUGCCUGAUUUAAAAAUCAUACAAAACAUUUUAUGAGGCAGACCUUUGGGCCUAGAGUUAUUAAGUACUGAAUAAAAAUGCCUACCGGAUAUUUUUUGGGUAUGAGUGCUUAUUGAGAACAUUUUUUAAAGCUUUAAUUAGAUUUAUUAAUCAAGAGUUUAAUAUAAUUCUUUUGUUAAUCUGAAAUGUAUUGUUUUAAACCAUUUUUAGAUCACUUUAAAAUUUGAGAUUGGUUUUUCAGCUAUAUCAGUUUUAUUUUCAUGCAAUUUUUUUUUAUUUUAAUCAAUUUUAACAAGCAUCUAUAACAAUGUUAUUUUAUUAUUAUAUAAUUAAGAACCAGAUUUAUUGUUUUAUGCAACUUUUCUCUCAUGCACUUUUGCCAAUGUUAUGUUUAAAAAAUUCCAUUCUUGGGUAUUAAUUUCAAAACAGCCAUUGCACUUUUGCUUUUAUUAACCUGAUAAUGUGUUUAAGCUUGCAUUCCUUCUGUGAAUUGUAUGAUGUAAGAAUCAUUGUUCACAGAAUGCAUUAGCUGAUGCAAUCAAUGGUGAAUUAAAUUAUGCCUGUAACAUCGUCAUGUUAGAUUGUUUCACAGUAGAAGUUCAAAUCUUAUUCCUCUAGAAAGCAUCACCAAAGAUAAAAACGAAAAGUUCAGACUAAAGAAGACAUUAAUUACACAGAAAAAUUAGAAUAGUGUACUUGUGAAAACAACACUUAAAUAAACAGAAAAUGGUAUUUCUAGAGUUUACUGAUCAUCUCUAUAUUAUAAAGAGGGGAGAAAAAAAAAUGUGUCAUUUUUUAACUUUGUUCUUCAUUUGCAUAAUAACUGUAAGGGAAUGAAACAAAACAUACAUAUAUACACGUUUUGGUUUGAUGUUUUGCUAAGAAAAUACUUUUAAUUUAGUGUUUGUUAUUGAAAUACUUUUCUUUAUAUCUGUUUUCAUUUGUCACUAGUUAUAUAAAAUUAAUGUUAAUUUUCAUUUGAAAGGAAAGUUAAUCAGUCAGCUCACCAGAAGUAUCUGUUGCAGCUUCUAUGAAUACUAGGGUGAAAAAAAAAAUCACUUCUGUGGGCAGAGUUCUUAAAAUAUUAUAUAAGGCAUUUGCAACAUUUCUAAAAGAAUUAUAUGAAAUGUUAUGGUUAUAUUGAGAUAUUUUGAAAUAAAUAACCAAUAAAUAAAAAGUUUAAAUUGAAGAAAAAAAUUUGCUUACCUUGGGGUAAGCACUUACCAGUGCCUGAAUGUAAAAAGGAACUGUGAAAACCUUGGAAAUUUUUGCUUAAGAGCAUUAAGUUUGCAUGUAAAAGUAAUUUAAAUUAAGGUUUAAUAAUGAAUUGUUAAAGAUUUACCUCAAAGUUAUAGAAAAAGACUGAUCUCAGAUUAGGACGUUUAAAAAAGAACGAUUUAGUAAUUGUAUAUGUGUAUGCAUAGUUAUUUUCAUUGUGGACAAAGAAUAUUUUUUUUUAAAUAAAAGAUAUUUAAUUUAUAAAUAGAAUGCUCUUUGGGACAAUGGAUAGAAAUUGUUGUCUUUCCAACUGAAUAUGCUGUUUUGUUUAUAGAUCAGAAAAUCUAUAAAUGCAAGAUCAGAUCUAGAUCCAAAAGUCCUAAAGUGCUUCAGAGGUCACUAGCAAAUUUAUUUAUUUAAAUGUUUGAAACAUUUUUUUAAUUGUUCUUCACUUUUCUUAAGGUCACAUAUAAUAGAUGUUUCCUUAGUAUUAAAAAAUACUUAAGUUUUCAGUUCAUUUAAAUAUCUUACCUCAUAUAAACUUACUUAUAUAUACCUCAAAUAUAAUUUUGGUUUUAGGAUGUCAUGUUAUAUAAUUAAUCCUUUAUUUUAGAGGCUUGGAUUUUUCCUCCCCUUCCUUUUCAUUGUUGUUUCAUUUCAAGUCGAUAUGUCAUUAUCUUUCAUGUGACAAAUUUUGAUUUAAUAUUUUGCACAAAAACUGUUUUGUUUGUUAUUCAUUAAUAAAAGUUAUUCUUUUCUUAAAACCACUGUAACUUAUUCAAAAUCUGUAAAAAAUUGUAGUAAAAGGAAGCCUGAUAUUCCUUUAAUAUGAAUGCAUGCUUUAAUAAUAUCUCUUUUCUUUUUUGAAUACUGUUCUGGAGAAUUUUACACUUUUCCUUAUUGAUAACUUGAAUAUUGUUCUGGAUUUUUAUUUUGCAUUUAUAUAAAUAUGGAUGACUUGCUAUGAAAGUAUUAUAUUCUUUUAUGCAGUAAAAAUCAGAUUGCUGUAAUGAUAAUUUUAUUGCAUGUUGUAUUACUACUUAAACUAUAGUUGGAUUACAUAUAAGAGAAUGUAAAAUAGAUUACCUUAUGUGUGAUUUAAAGACAUAACAAAUAAUUUCUUGUAUUAAUUUACAAAUAGUGAAAAGGAGUUCUUUGUGUUUUUAACUCUAUUCUAUCAUUAAGCAUAUUUUUAUGUUUUUUAAUUAAAGUCUGUAUUAUAUUCUAUGGCAGCCAGUGUGAAUGAGAAAAUUCUAAAAAUUUUUUUCAUAAACUGAUGUUACUAUAUGAAUUUUGUAAAAAGUUGUAUUAAAUGAAAGCCUGAUUAAAAUUAUUUGCAUUCCAAAAAAAUAUCAAUGUUUGGUAUUUCCGUCUUUUAAAAUGUUAUUAUCUUGUGUAAGAGCUGUAGUUUUUGUUCCAUUACUUGAUAGUUUUCUUUUAAAUAAAUAUUCACCCACUUGUUAUCCUUGAAUAUUAUGCUUACCUAGCUAUAUGGAAAUGAUAUUUAAAAACAAUAAAAUAUUGUUGAUAGGUUUAUAAUCUGUGGCCACCUGUAGUUUAGAGAUACAUUUCUUAAAAUCAAAUUUCACAGCAGAGCCGAAUAAAAUACAUUUGCUUAUAUUCUAUUUAUCUGUACUAUAUUAAUGGCCCUAUCCACUGAUGGAUAGUUUGUUCAAUUGCUUUCCCAAAUAUAACUCUUUGUGUUCCACAUACUAGUGUUAGACAAAGCUAUAGAAGAAAAUAAUAAUUCAGUUUAAUAAUUUUAAUGUUCUUUAGUUUAAAUCUAUUAAUUAAUAUAGAAAGGAAGGGAGGAAACAUCCAUGUUUCUUGUUGAGGCUUGACGAAAACAAAAUUGAAGUACACUUAUAUCAUUUUGUGUGUGUGAGAGAGAGAGAGUAUAAUUUGCCCCAGUUGCCAUUUAAUCAUACUACAGUGUGCGUUCUUAUAUUUUUAGAAAGUUUUUGGGUCUGUUUAAUUAAUGUUUAAAAUAUAAAAUCUAUUUUUUAAAUUUUAGAUUUGAUAGCCUUUAUUCUAGACUAAAAGUCUGCAUCGUGAUUCCCAUGAUAAAAAUAAAUUUUGUAAAAUCUUCAGAGUUAAUAUUGCCCAUCUACUAUUUUCCAGAGUCCAUCAAAUAUUUUUGUGCUUAGAUUUUUUUUUUUUUUUUUCAGUAGACAAAAGGCGCAAUAGUUUAUAGAUAAAACUCGGGGAACUUAAAAGAAAUAUGUUGAAAAGACAUAUAUGCAGUACACUUUUUCAAGGAAAAUACUUCAUUUUUUUAGUUACUGCAGUUGUACUUUUUGAAGUGUGGCAUGCGCUUUGAAGAUUUUUCACUCCUUGAAAGACAUCGGAAUUUCUUCUGUAAAUAUCGGACAUUAAACUUCUUCUGGAUAGUACAUUUCGAUUUUUUUAAAAUUUUCUCCGUUCUUCGUAAGAUCCCGAAUAUUUUUUUGCAUUGAUGGAACCAGGUUUGUAUAUUUCGUUUUCGAUAGUAAAUAAAUUUAUUUUUGUUGCAGUCAUUUAGGUAAAAACAAAUUUCAUUUGAGAUGACAAUAUAUUUAUAUUUAUUUUCUGUUAAAAAUAUUUAUAUAUAUUAUAAUAUAUUUAUAUUUAUUUUCUGUUUUCAUAUAAAAUUCUAUAAAUCUUUUCUGUGUUUAGCCAUAUGAUGAACCUUUAAAAAUGAUGAACUUAUGUUUUUUUAGGGGGGGGGGGGUUAAGCUGUAAAUCUUGGUUUAUUAUUUUAUUUAUUGUUACUAUAUAUGUAUUUAAAGAUUUUAUAAUUGAUUGCUGUGUCCAUGGAUUUUCUCUUAUUGUCAGUGAUUUCAUUUUCGAAAUAUUUGAAACAAUAGUACUUUUUUUUUCCCGGAUAUUUGUUUGGAGUCCCUUUUACAGUAAAAGUGAUGUUUAAAGGUUUUCCCUUUCCGAUUAAUAAUGUUGCUUAUUUUGCACGUACAAAAUUUUAACACCAUGCAUUUCACAACGUUUUUGAAUCAUGGAGUAGGAAUAUUUCUCUUAGAAAUGAUGAAAUCUCUCACGAAAAAAACGUAUUCUUCAAUUCACAGUUUGUUUACAUGCGACAUUUUAAAAGCAGGGGACAGUAGAGGAAUUCGCGCGCCUAUAGGAAUUUUGUAGUACUAAAUUUAGUAAUGAUUUUUCAUUAGUCAAUUUUCAAUAUUCUUUUAGUGCAACUCUUAAAUGCGAUAUGAGAGCGAUUCUUUUUUUUUAUCCAACCAAUUUACUUUUUUCAAAAUAAUUUUUUUUUUUUUUUUUUUUUUUUUU